Messenger RNA from Fibroporia radiculosa, 597 nucleotides. RefSeq lists its product as uncharacterized. The transcript has 3 exons. Gene Ontology annotation, biological process: regulation of DNA-templated transcription. Gene Ontology annotation, cellular component: nucleus. Bases 1 to 597 code for a protein of 198 amino acids. The record is from RefSeq and is a predicted model, not a curated record. Lineage: Eukaryota; Fungi; Basidiomycota; Agaricomycetes; Polyporales; Fibroporiaceae.
AUGCUAUUCUUUUCCUCCAUCGUUUCCCUCCUUGCUCUCGUCCUUCGUUUUGGCCAGGACAAACCGCUACAGAUUCGACCUGAUACAUUGACGGAGUCCCGUGCGAAGACACAAGUGCUGAUUCGCCGACCAGCACACACAAAGCCGCGACCUAGGGCGCGUCUCCAUAAUGAGACGGUUGAACCUGAAAAUUCCCCGGCCAAAGCUGAUGUCAUUGACUUGCCCGAAUCUACUUCAAAUUUGAGCUUGCAGCGCGAUUCGGAACCGCAAGACGAGUUAGCACGAAUACGAGUGCUGCUCCGACCUCCUUUAACCAAUGGGGUUACUGACUGGGGGAUUCCACCGGCGACAAAUGAGCCAUGGGAUCCAGCUUUGGAGGCGAAACUCGCUGGGUUUCUAGCUAUCAAGCGGGACCCCGUCGGACCAAAACACUUCAAUGACUCUCUAAUGGCCAACCGUUCAUUCCGGAAUCCGCACCUCUACACAAAACUUGUAGAAUUUGUCGAUGUGAACGAGCGUGCAACCAAUUUUCCACCGGAAUUAUGGAAUCCUAAUGAACUGCAGGAAGGUUGGUUUGCAGACCGGAUCGGUAUGUGA